UAGAUGGCGUAGAUGGCUGUUGUUGCCUAACGCCAUGUUGAACGAGCCUGGACGGAGAAGCUUUGUCUCCGUGUGCCUGGUGGCUUCUGCCUGUGCGCGGCGGCUUCUGCCUGUGCCUGGUGGCUUCUGCCUGUGCCCGGCCAAUUUCUCUCUUGCCAUCUUACAAAUCACCUCAUCUACCCUUGGAGUAGGCGAAGAAACCACCAAUAUGGGCGCUGAAAGGGUCGAGAUAGGGCCUUCUGGUCGUAAAAUCGUGUACGACGAGAAUGGCAAGCCGUGAGUUCCGUGAUUUGCCUUGUAUUCCGCUUCUUAUUGUAUCUUCUGGUUGCUAACCAUUGGUUUCAAGGUGUCGUUCGUGUAACACUUUGCUUGAUUUCAAGUCCGC
Messenger RNA from Williopsis jadinii, 385 nucleotides. RefSeq lists its product as uncharacterized. The record is from RefSeq and is a predicted model, not a curated record. The transcript has a single exon. Lineage: Eukaryota; Fungi; Ascomycota; Saccharomycetes; Phaffomycetales; Wickerhamomycetaceae. The coding region runs from base 35 to 280 and encodes 81 amino acids.